AUGUCUACCUCUUUGGCGCGUACGCUAAGAAACUUCUGGAGGUCGGGCGUGAAGCGCUCGCUCAAGCAGAUUGCCUACCUCAACGAUACCAAGAGUGGUACUUUGGUGGGCAUUGAUGAUUUCGGUAACAAGUUCUACGAGACCCAGAACCCGGAGGAAAUCCAUCUUAGAACCAGAUGGGUGGAAUAUAUUGACUUCUGGAGAUUUGAUAUGUCGCAGGUCGAGCCUGGUUGGCAUUACUGGUUGGCUUACGGAACUGACACUCCACCAAACAAGCUGACCGAAGCCGAAAAGCCUGAGAGGGCAUACCCGGUGCCACCAGUGCACAAGUCAAACCUCACUUACACCAAAGGUGCCUACAUUCCAUAUAACACUGCUAGACCAAAGUACACAAGUUGGGCUCCAGAGGUGAAAGAGAGGGUGACGGUGUAA
Molecule: messenger RNA, 432 nt
Organism: Kuraishia capsulata CBS 1993
Lineage: Eukaryota; Fungi; Ascomycota; Pichiomycetes; Pichiales; Pichiaceae
Exons: 1
Coding region: 1-432 (143 amino acids)
Biological process (GO): mitochondrial respiratory chain complex I assembly; response to oxidative stress
Cellular component (GO): membrane
Source: RefSeq, a predicted model, not a curated record